CACCAAACGACGCCUCCUCCUCCCUCCACCACCGCGGCGGUUACUCACAAAUCAACACCAAUAUUUUUUUUUUCUCUCUCUCUACAAAAACGGAACCGCCGUUUAAAUCCAAUAAUAACCGACUUUCAGAUUAAGCAAAAUAGGUUUCCUACUCAUCUUCUGCUACUACUUCUUCCUCCUCUCCCUCACUCUCGCAGCCUGCGUCGUCGGUUCGUCGCUCGCUAAUUCAACCACCCCCGCCGCCUCCGCCGCCUCCGCCGCUUCCGCAAUGGCGGCCAUGGAGAGCUUGAUCGGCCUCGUCAAUCGGAUUCAGAGAGCAUGCACGGUCCUCGGCGACCACGGCGGUGGCGACGCCGGUUCUUCUUUGCCUACUCUCUGGGAGGAGCUUCCCUCCGUCGCCGUCGUAGGAGGUCAGAGUUCCGGCAAGUCAUCGGUGUUGGAGAGCAUUGUCGGCCGCGAUUUUCUUCCGAGAGGAUCAGGGAUUGUGACAAGGAGGCCUUUGGUGUUGCAGCUGCACAAGUUAGAACAGGGGAUGCAGGACUAUGCUGAGUUCCUCCACUUGGACAAGAAAAGAUUCACUGAUUUUGCUGCAGUUCGGAAGGAAAUUCAGGUUGAAACAGACAGGAUGACUGGGAAAUCAAACCGGAUUUCUAAUGUUCCUAUUCAUCUCAGCAUAUACUCCCCAAAUGUUGUCAAUUUAACAUUGAUAGAUUUGCCUGGCUUAACUAAGGUUGCUGUAGAGGGACAGCCAGAGAGUAUUGUUCAAGACAUAGAAAACAUGGUUCGUUCUUAUAUAGCAAAGCCUAACUGCAUAAUUCUAGCAAUAACUCCUGCAAAUCAAGAUGUAGCAACAUCUGAUGCUAUCAAGAUAGCAAGAGAAGUUGAUCCUACAGGUGACAGGACAUUUGGUGUGUUGACAAAGCUUGAUUUAAUGGAUAGGGGAACUAAUGCUUUGGAUGUUCUUGAAGGAAGAUCUUAUAGGCUUAAACACCCUUGGGUUGGAAUUGUGAACCGUUCACAAGCUGACAUUAAUACAAAUAUGGAUAUGGUUGCUGCAAGAAGGAGAGAGGGUGACUACUUUUCUGCUAGUAUGGAUUAUGGACAUUUGGUCAACAAAAUGGGUUCAGAAUAUCUUGCAAAACUUCUCUCAAAGCAUUUAGAGUCUGUAAUUAAAGCUCGAAUUCCAGCAAUUGCCUCUAUGAUCAAUAAAAGUAUUGACGAACUUGAAUCUGAAUUGGAUCAUUUUGGUAAACCUGUUGCUAUCGAUGCAGGGGCCCAGUUAUAUACUAUCUUAGAGCUGUGCCGGGCAUUUGACCAGAUAUUCAAGGAACACUUGGAUGGAGGACGACCUGGUGGUGAUCGGAUAUAUGCAGUAUUUGAUUACAAGCUUCCUGUUGAUUUGAGAAGGCUCCCUUUUGACCGUCAUCUUUCACUCCAAAAUGUAAGGAAAGUGGUCUCGCAGGCAGAUGGUUACCAGCCUCAUCUAAUUGCACCUGAGCAAGGUUAUCGGCGCCUCAUUGAGAGUUCACUCAACUUUUUUAGAGGCCCAGCCCAAUCUUCAGCAGAUGAAGUUCACUUUCUUUUGAAGGAAAUUGUGAGAAGGUCAAUCGCAGAAACUCAGGAGUUGAGGCGCUUCCCGACUCUGCAAGCAGAACUGGCAACAGCUGCUUCUGAUGCCCUGGAGAGGUUUCGUGAAGACAGCAAGAAAACGAUUUUGCGAUUGGUGGACAUGGAAUCCUCAUAUCUGACAGUGGAUUUCUUCCGGAGACUCCCUCAAGAAGUGGAGAGGGGAGAAGCAAUUUCAUCAGUCGCCUCUGAAGAUCGAUAUUCUGAAGGGCACUUCCGCAGGAUUGGAUCAAAUGUUUCCUCCUAUGUUGGGAUGGUGUCAGAGACACUGAGAAAUUCUAUACCAAAGGCUGUUGUUCAUUGUCAAGUGAGGGAGGCUAAGCGGUCUUUGCUCGAUCACUUCUACACUCAACUGGGCAGAAAGGAGGGAAGGCAACUUGCACAAAUGCUUGAUGAAAAUCCUGAACUGAUGGAGAGGAGACAACAAUGUGCCAAGAGGCUUCAACUAUGCAAGGCUGCUAGGGAUGAAAUUGACUCAGUCUCAUGGUCCAGAUGAAGUUCGUACUCAAUGCAUACAUCAUUUCUUCUAGAUAAGUAAAGCAUGAAUCGAAAUAGAAACACUCUUUAGUUGGAUUAGAAUUGUUUCCGGUAGUUUAGAUAGAAACCAAACAGAAGCAAUAUUGACGUUUUCUGAAGGUUGAGGGAUAUGUUUGUGGGAUAAUGUCGGGGAUAUCAUCCUUGUUUAUAUGGCAUUUUUUUUUUUGUUUAUAUGGCAUUUGUUGUCACCAUGAGGUUUUUCUUCUUUUGCCUUUUUAGAAGGUUCAUGUCGUUCAUUAGUAGAUCAUUGGCUUGGUGAUACCAUAAUGAUUUCAUGUUGAUAUUUGAAGUGCCCAAUUGGCUCGUUUGUAU
This is a messenger RNA of Rosa chinensis, 2475 nucleotides long. RefSeq names its product dynamin-related protein 1E. NCBI's taxonomy places the organism in Eukaryota, Viridiplantae, Streptophyta, Magnoliopsida, Rosales, Rosaceae. The transcript is spliced from 15 exons. Gene Ontology annotation, cellular component: cytoplasm; microtubule; membrane. Gene Ontology annotation, molecular function: GTPase activity; GTP binding; microtubule binding. The record is from RefSeq and is a predicted model, not a curated record. The coding region runs from base 269 to 2122 and encodes 617 amino acids.